AUGGGUCGCGCACUCGAGCCUGAGCCUGUCCGCGGGCUGCACAUCCACAAUCCCCCAGCGGAAGACGGUGAUAACGUGCGUCCCAAUGCCGCCUCGAGCGAUCCGGAGAAGGGCACUAGUGCGGCGCCCCUGGGACGUACCCGGGGCCGUCCACGCGACGCAGGAACACUCCCGAACCUAGCGCCGUCAGCGGAAGACUCGAAUACGGUGCUGCUCCGGCUCCCAGUAGGGCUGGCGCAGCGCCUCCUCGCGACGAUGUCGGGGAGGAAUCCGCGCGCAGGGGGUGGGGAAUGGGGCGGGUCUGAGGACGGGCGGGACCCGGAGCCUCUGCCUGCGUACGAGCCGCGGGCGAAUCCAUGA
Trametes versicolor FP-101664 SS1 is the source of this 360-nucleotide messenger RNA. RefSeq lists its product as uncharacterized. Lineage: Eukaryota; Fungi; Basidiomycota; Agaricomycetes; Polyporales; Polyporaceae. The coding region runs from base 1 to 360 and encodes 119 amino acids. The record is from RefSeq and is a predicted model, not a curated record. The transcript has a single exon.